Macrosteles quadrilineatus (aster leafhopper) is the source of this 1385-nucleotide messenger RNA. Its product is annotated as cyclin-K-like. The transcript is spliced from 8 exons. NCBI's taxonomy places the organism in Eukaryota, Metazoa, Arthropoda, Insecta, Hemiptera, Cicadellidae. The record is from RefSeq and is a predicted model, not a curated record. Bases 180 to 1316 code for a protein of 378 amino acids. Gene Ontology annotation, molecular function: cyclin-dependent protein serine/threonine kinase activator activity. Gene Ontology annotation, cellular component: nucleus; cyclin/CDK positive transcription elongation factor complex. Gene Ontology annotation, biological process: positive regulation of DNA-templated transcription, elongation; regulation of transcription by RNA polymerase II.
AUUUAACAUAGCCUUAGCCUAACCUAAAAAUAUUUUUUUUAAAUACAAUUUAUUUGAAUUGAAUUGUUUCUUUUGUUUUGUGGUUUCAGGUGUCAGUUCCCAUCAUUAGUCAGUUUUUGAACGUUGUGUUUCAUAACAAAAGCUUUCAAGAAAGUAUUACGUUCUUCAUAAUAAAAACGAUGGACCCCAACAGCAAUAUGCCGUGUUGGUACUUUGAGAAGAAAGAAUUAAGAAACACACCAUCCAUCCAAGAUGGCAUUGACUAUGAUACCGAGUGCCGAUACAGGAAAGAAGGGGCCAGAUUCAUUAUUGACACAGGAACCAAAAUGGACUUAGGAUACAAUACCAUGGCUACAGGCGUUGUUUACUUCCAUAGAUUCUACAUGUACCACUCUUUCAGAAACUUUCCUCGCUAUGUGACAGCAUGUUGCUGUUUAUUUUUAGCUGGGAAGGUUGAAGAAACACCAAAAAAGUGCAAAGAUAUCAUUAAGACUGCCAAAAGCCUCCUAACAGAACAAAAAUUUGCUACAUUUGGUGAAGAUCCGAGGGAAGAAGUAAUGACUCUAGAAAGGAUUCUACUUCAGACAAUCAAAUUUGAUCUUCAAGUUGAACAUCCUUACAGCUUUCUUCUUAAGUACGCUAAAAGUUUGAAAGGAGACAAAGCCAAGCUGCAUAAAAUGGUUCAGAUGGCAUGGACAUUCGUUAAUGACAGCCUGUGUACAACCUUGAGUCUCCAGUGGGAGCCGGAGGUGAUUGCUGUGGCGCUGAUGUACUUGGCUGGUAAACUGAGCAAGUUCGAGGUGGUUGACUGGAUGGGCCGGACAAGCAAGCACCUGCGAUGGUGGGACAUGUUUGUAGAAGAUAUCACUAUGGAUCUACUAGAAGACAUCUGCCAUCAAGUGCUGGACUUGUACUCUCAGAACAACCCCCAGCCCCAGGACUCGCCCCCGUUAGUGCGUCAUCCCCCUCCUGCUCUAGCCAGCCCUGCACCCUCACUGGCCUUCCCCGCCCACAACUCUCCCGCAGGACCUCCUCCAGUGUUGUCUGCAAAACCAAUCAAGAGUGAGGGGAAGUUGAACAGCAAUGGUGAGAAGAUCCCCACAGUGACUGGCGGGGUGGUUUCUGCCUCGGACAGCAAGUCUGCGGGUGAACUGUACGGGUACCCUGGGUACACGCAGCCUCCACCCGCCUUCAGUACCCGUCCUCCACCCGCACAGUUCCCCGCUACCUACCCUGCCAGUAAUCCACCUCCCCACACUUACCCUGCAGGCUACUACCCUCCAACCAACCACUCUCAACCGAGACCCCCCUACUAAGUCAUUUGUGCAUGUUGUAUAUAGGUGUGUAUUUUUAUGUAUUUUUUAUGAAAGUAAAUCGUGAAAGAU